Messenger RNA from Prionailurus viverrinus (fishing cat), 2935 nucleotides. It is a transcript of the gene CCDC174, whose product is annotated as coiled-coil domain containing 174. The record is from RefSeq and is a predicted model, not a curated record. Gene Ontology annotation, cellular component: nucleus. Lineage: Eukaryota; Metazoa; Chordata; Mammalia; Carnivora; Felidae. Bases 1 to 1470 code for a protein of 489 amino acids. The transcript is spliced from 11 exons.
AUGCAGGCGUUAGAGGCCUGCGGGAGGGCGUCGGUGCUUGUCCGCUUUGCGCUGGGAGCCUCUGGCGCCAGAAUGGACCGGAGGAAAAAGCCUUUGGACGUUACUGCCUCCUCGUUGGUAGACCUUAAGGCUGAACUCUUCCGAAAACAAGAAGAAUUCAAACAAGAAAAACUUCUAAAAGAUUCUGGAGUUUUGGGAAAACCAAAAACAACUAAUAAGAAACCAAGUAUCUGGAGCAAACAGAAUGUAGGAGUUACAAAUAGAGCUGAGAAGGAUGCAGAACAGAAGAUUGAGGAACAGAAGACUUUAGACAAAGCAAGGGAGAAAUUAGAAGAAAAAGCCAAAUUAUAUGAAAAAAUGACUAAAGGAGACUUUAUAGAUGAAGAAGCGGAGGAUAUGUACCUUGUGGAUUUCACACAGAAGAUCAUAGACAAACACAAAGAGAUGGAGGUGUUUGGUGCCAACAGAGAUUGUAGGAAGGCAGGAGAAAGAGACGAUGAUGAAGAAAAUCUUUCUGAAAAAGAUAUACCUCCUCCCCAGGACCCCGGUGAAGAAUGGGUGGAUUAUGUGGAUUCUUUAGGGCGAUCUCGCCGCUGUAUGAAAAAGGAUUUGCCGGAUCUGCUGGAGAUGGAUAAAAAUCUUCAGGGGAGGCUUUUCGUUAGUCCUGCUAAUGAGAAAACCUUAUUAUCUGAAGAUAUGAGAAAAGAACUUCAGCGCCAGCAAUGGGAGGAAGAAGAAAGAGAGGCCUUGAAAAGGCCGAUGGGGCCCAUACAUUAUGAAGACAUUCGUGAAAAUGAGGCCCGGCAACUUGGUGUUGGAUAUUUUGCCUUUGCCCGAGAUAAAGAGUUGAGAAACAAGCAGAUGAAAACGUUAGAGAUGCUACGUGAACAGACAACAGAUCAGAGAACAAAACGAGAGAACAUAAAGGAAAAGCGAAAGGCUAUGUUAGAAGCAAGGCUUGCUAAACUCCGACAAAAAAAGAUGAAAAAGUCAAAAGAAGAUGGAGCAGAGGAAGAAAACAAAGAUGUUAUUGGGCCUUUGCCACCAGAACCAGAGGCUGUGCCAACCCCACGUACUGUUGCCCAGAGUAGCAAAGUGGAAGUCAUCGUUCAGGAGAGGAAGGAUACCCGCCCGGGAGUGCCGCAUGUCCGAGAGUGGGACAGAGGAAAAGAGUUUUCCUUUGGGUUCUGGUCGAAGAGGCAGUCAGAUCUCCGGGCUGAGAGAGAUCCUGAGUUUGCCCCACCAUCGGAUUACUUUGUGAGUCAAAAGAGAACUGCUUCCCUCAGUAGCGAGACGUGGAGCAGAGCUGCAGCUGCACGGAGCGACCCAGGACAGUGCUCUGGCCAGAGUCGUGACACUGGCUCUUCACAUCCAUCAUCCACUCCUGCCCCCAGCAGCCCACCACGAGCCCCGACAGUCACUUUUGAAACUCUGGACGAUAUGAUAUCAUAUUACAAACAAGUGACAUGAACUUCCAAACCGUUCUGAUUUGGGUCUCUACUGUGGAUAGUGCCUUCUUCUCCUAAAUUGGGGAAGAUAAUUUAAUUUUAGGGACUGAAUUGUACCUGUUUCCUCCCGUCCUUUCCCUGGAAGACACAGACUUCAGGUUGGAUUCGUCUGUCAGCAAGGAAGAAAGUGAAUGGUACCAUGGGAAUUCUGUGGCCACUUGGCUGUUCAUUUUUUUCUAAUUGAUAUGGAGCCCUGUCCUUCUGGAUUUAUGUGUAAGCUGUCAUGUACGACCCCGAAGAGCUCGUAACCCUGUUUCAUAACCACUUCCUUGGCUUACUUAGAUUUAAGGGUUCCAUUCCUUUCCUUUUGCAGAUACUAGAGUGCAGCUUUCUUUGUUCCAAGGAUUCAGCUUCCGUAUCAAUUCCAUAUCUGUCGGGAGGUGUGUUAGGCUGUCAAAGUGGCAAAUGAGGGGACACUGUGUGGGCAAAGUGAUCUAGUCUCCAAGAGGACCAUGAAGCUGGUGGACUAUUAAGUAAUAACAUUUGAAAUAAGACCAGAGAGAACUUCAUAAUCCAGAAAGGUAGAGGGUGAAGUCACUUAUCUUGUCAUCCCAUCCUAAAUGAUGGUUGUCACCACACAUGCCUAGUGGGCAUUCGGUAAGUGUGUGUAGAGUCCCUGGGGCACAUGUGGAGGCUGCUCAGCCUGGUCAGAAAGUGAGAUGCUUCUUAGCUUAAGGGUUAGUUUUUCAGCUGGGCCUGCCUCUCUGUUGCAUCCACUGUAGGCCCUCAUCACUCUCAGGAGCCAAGUCACCUCAGAAGUCUGAUUGGAAUAGACCUGAGCUGGAGUAAGAGGCAGGGAGGUCCCUUUGUCUUUACUAACAAUGAACAGAGCUCCAGAAGCAUUUCCUGUGCCCGCUGCACCUCCGUGUCUUUACAGCUGCAGACAAGCAGUGUGAGUUGGCCCAUAGGACUCCCUGUAGGAAUGUGCUAGAGCAGGUCUUUCAGGUACCAGAAGGAGCCUGCACUCUUGGGGCUCUGAUGCACAUAGUCUCAGUGGUAUUGAUGGGAAUGCCCCCUUCUCAUUACAGAUUGCAAACUGCAGUGCAGAGAAGGUCAAUGACUUGUCCAAGGUCAUGUAGCAUCCGUAUGGCAGCUCUGGGACUUCAGGGCAGUUUAUUUAGGCUCAUGUUUGCUCUAGCUUCACUUUCUCCAGUGCCAUCUGCUCUCAGUCUUGUCCCAGUUAUCAAAUAGUAUUAGAUGAAAAUCCCAGAUUCUUGCAAACGUAACCUCUGAACUCCAUGUCAAAGGCAAAGUUGCGUGCCCUACUAAGGGUCAUUCUGUCAGCCUGAUCAGGCAAAUACCUCUUCAAAAAAAAUUUUUUUAAUGUUUAUUUUUUGAGAGACAGCGUGAGUGGGGGAGGGGCAGAGAGAGAGGGAGACACAGACUCUGAAGCAGGCUCCAGGCUCUGAGCUCUCAGUGCAGAGCCC